Messenger RNA from Talaromyces rugulosus, 723 nucleotides. RefSeq lists its product as uncharacterized. The coding region runs from base 1 to 723 and encodes 240 amino acids. The transcript has 3 exons. Gene Ontology annotation, molecular function: 4-alpha-hydroxytetrahydrobiopterin dehydratase activity. Gene Ontology annotation, biological process: tetrahydrobiopterin biosynthetic process. Lineage: Eukaryota; Fungi; Ascomycota; Eurotiomycetes; Eurotiales; Trichocomaceae. The record is from RefSeq and is a predicted model, not a curated record.
AUGCUCGCCCCCUUUGCGCGGCGGCCCUUGACGCAAUCGCCUCGUUUCGUGCGCUCUCUUGCAGCCCUGCCCCGUGUGCCCAGCAGUCGAUUCGCGACUCCACGAUUCUCGUCCACCGCAGAGUCUGAUUCCACUUCCACGAUCGAGUCUGGUCUCAAAAGCGCAGAGACUGCCUUGAACGAUGCCACCGAGCUAUAUGACCAACACGAUGUCCUAAGCAAGCGAUUCGAAGAGAUCGUCAAGGUCGUUGACGAAGUUAAAUCUCUAUCCAAUGAAGCCAAACCAUCGUCUUUUACGUCUUAUACACGCAGCAAGCCCUUUUUCUCCCAAGGAAGUGAUGUCGCCAAACUAUCUGCCGAAUAUAAACUUCUAACCACGGAGAACGCAUGGAAAUUGACUACCGCUGGCACCGGCUUGUACAAGACAUUCUUCUUUAAAACUUAUUCUAGGGGUCUGGACUUUAUUCAAAUCGUCGGCAUUAACAGCAAGGCUAAAUCCCAUCAUCCACACAUAAGUUUUAGACCGCCUAACUCAGUCAAAAUCCACUGGACAACGCACUCCCCUCCGGGGCUGUCGGAAAAGGAUUUUCACAUGGCCAAGAUUUGCGAUGAAAACGCCAACCUACUAGGGGGCUCCAUAGAGCCAAUAAGGCCUGUCACACCAAAAACACAAAGAGAGGAAACUCCUUCGGUAGUGCGUAAGAUUGCAGUUCCAGGAAGUUAG